GCCAAGCUCGCCUUGAAUCGCCAACAUGCCAAUUCAGAUGGAACGCAAGGCAUAGAAAAGGACACUUUGAACUUUCCUUCCGGAUGCGAUCUUUGUAUAACAAUUCAUAUCUUACUCGGCUCUUUUUCUCAAAGGAAUUGUCGCAACACAGCUGUUUGUCAUAUGGCAGUUGGUAUGUUUUAUCGAGUACGAUGUACAUGCUCCGUUGUUGCAGAUUUUAACUCCAGCGACUCAAUAACGCGAUUGCUGUUCUAGAACUAAAGGAAGAAGACGUAGCAUGAAAUCAGCCCAAGAUCACCGAAGCAGCCUGCUUCCAUCAUAUUUGUAUUUGACCACUUUGCGAACGAAGCAUCAUCAUCUGGAACCUGCUGUAGAAGGUUCAAACAUCACUGGUCCGUGGGGCUCGCCUCUGCUGGGCGCGCCGUUGCUGUCAUUGCUCAAGUGAGCCGCCUGCCUGAGCGUUCUAGUACGCCUCCAAGCUCUGAUUUCCACGCUGGCCUCGCUGCGAUGAAUAUAUUACCCGUAUUCUCACCGCUCUGCAUCCACAAUUGCGCUUGGAUGCCCAGCAACCUAGUUUCUCGUAUCCUUGACGCACCGGCGUCCUGUCUUCGGCCGCUCUUGAUCAAAUUCUAGUGGGUCAUGAGUGCAGGCCCGGUUUCUUAACCCUGGGGUACGCCAUUCUCGUUUCUAGAUUCUACGCUGCCUCGAGUUCCGUUCUUGUUGCCGGCACAGACAAUAGACUCACUUUCAUAGCCUCGGGUUUUUGUCCAUCUGUAGACAAACCUUCCAUGUGUCGAAUAUUGAAGAUCAGAUCUGUCAGGCUGCCGGUUGUCCCGUCUCUGCCUACCUAUAAAUCCUUCGACCGGCUUCUCGAGAUGGACAGCAUCUUGUGAUAAUUUGGAUCUUCGCUCUACCUCCCUCUCCCCUCUCACGAAUUACGAUCCUGUGACGAAUUGAUUAUACGACUUCUGGACAAAUCCUUACUCUAUACCCCAUGCCCGCAGUUCAGUCUGGGAAAGUUCUGGUCUCGGGCGCAAAUGGUUACGUCGCAUGUUGGGUCAUUAAAAGUCUUCUUGAGCAGGGCUACUCCGUCCGGGGAACCGUCCGUUCCGAGAGCAAAGGAGCAUAUACAAGAAAACUAUUUGCCUCCUACCGUGAUAGAUUUGAACUUGUCAUAGUCGAAGACAUGUGCAAGGAAGGUGCAUUUGACGAUGCUGUGAAGGAUGUUGACGGGGUUCAACAUAUUGCGUCGGCACCUGUCUGUUGGGAUGCGAAUAAUCCGAACGACAUGAUUUAUCAAUCCAUGGUACCAGGAGUGGUCAGCAUGCUGCAGAGUAUUCUGCAUUAUGGAACGCGAGUGAAGCGGGUCGUCAUUACCUCCUCGACUACUGCGGUGAAGGAUGUCCCUCCCUCAACUACAGAACGCGUCUUCACCGAGGAGAAUUUCAAUUACUCGGCGAUUCGUGAACUGGAGCAGAAGGGUGCCAAUACAGACCCCCUCGUGAAAUAUGCCGCUGGCAAGACUUUAGCAGAACUCGCCGCAUGGGAGCUUUAUGAAGCAGAGAAAAGGAAGGGUUUGUAUUGGGACAUGGUAGUGAUUGCACCACCAUUCAUCUUCGGACCUCCGUUGCACCACCAGGGUGGCCCAGAAACACUAAAAGUCCCGAUGAAUGGUUGGUACAAGCACGUCCUCGGAGGUGAUGUGGAAUAUGUUCCUUGGACGGCAGCCACGGGCGGCGGUGACUGGGUCGACGUCCGCGAUCUUUCUGAUGCCCAUGUGCUUGUAAUGCAGGAGGAAGCCACUGGAGGACAUCGCUUCAUCAUUAGCGCAGGACAGUUCACAUGGAACGAUUGGAUCGAAACAGUCCGUCGCGUAUCUGGCAGCGACAACCUUCCACAUGAAGUUGACAAGCCUGGAUACCCUAUCUAUCUGUCUAAGUUGGAUGUGUCUAAAGUACAGCGAGUAUUGGGAGCUUCGCAAUACCGAGAUAUGGAGGCGUGCACUCGAGCUCUUCUAGACUUCUUCGAACGGAAAGGUUGGUGGGAGUCGUAGUGGUAUAUGCCGUGACAUUGUAGCCUGGAUAUGUACCGGAACCUUGA
This is a messenger RNA of Somion occarium, 2100 nucleotides long. The record is from the annotation of a GenBank genome assembly. NCBI's taxonomy places the organism in Eukaryota, Fungi, Basidiomycota, Agaricomycetes, Polyporales, Cerrenaceae.